Messenger RNA from Amblyraja radiata (thorny skate), 3388 nucleotides. Its product is annotated as zinc metalloproteinase-disintegrin-like MTP8. Gene Ontology annotation, biological process: proteolysis. Gene Ontology annotation, molecular function: metalloendopeptidase activity. Gene Ontology annotation, cellular component: plasma membrane. The transcript is spliced from 24 exons. The record is from RefSeq and is a predicted model, not a curated record. Bases 111 to 2495 code for a protein of 794 amino acids. Lineage: Eukaryota; Metazoa; Chordata; Chondrichthyes; Rajiformes; Rajidae.
AGAAUGAGGAAGUGAGUCUGAAUUGCGAGCGAGCAAACCAGCACAAGAUCUGGAGCAACAUUCUGGUUGAUCAGCCAGCAGCCGCCAGCACAGGUGGAGUGUCAGCAAACAUGGUCGAUGCCCGAUCUCUCCUGUGUUCUCUCCUCUUCUGCUCCAUUCUGCAAGAGGCUGUGACCUCGACCACAAGGCUACAAGGUGUACAGAAUUACCAGGUGGUGAAACCACGCAAACUCCACGCCAAGCAGAAACGAGAGACGGAGGGGCUUUAUCCAUCGGUUGUCCAGUAUGAAGUUCCCGUAGAAGGCAAGGAGUUGGUUCUACAUCUCGAGAAGAAUGAGGGUCUGUUCGCCAAGAACUACUCUGAGAGCUACACUUUGGAGAACGGGACAGAAGUGUGGGAGACCCCCGUCUAUCCGGAUCACUGCUAUUACCAUGGUUACAUAAAGGGUGAAGAAGAUUCCUCGGCCAGCUUCAGCACCUGUGACGGGCUCAGUGGUUACAUCCGCACCAAGGGCCAACGUUAUCUGAUGGAACCUCUGAAAGAAACAGCCAGCGAUGAACAUGCACUCUACAAAUAUGAAGAGCUCACCAUGCCUCAGAGCAUGUGUGGCGUGGUCAACACUUCGUGGGAUAGCCUGGAGCCAAGAGUGGAAGAGACAUUUGGCUCUGCAAGUGAGAGGAGUGACUUCCUGAAGGCAAUGAAAUACAUUGAAAUGUUCGUGGUAGCAGAUAACGCAGAGUUCCGACACUUCGGGUCAGUGGAAGCUGUGCGGAGCAGGGUGUUUGAAGCCGUCAAUCACAUCAACCUGCUGUACAGGCCGUUGAGAACACACGUGGCCCUGGUUGGUCUGGAGAUCUGGUCCAGGCAAGAUAAAAUAAAUGUUCUAAAAGAUUCCGACCAGACUCUGAAAAACGUCUUGUCCUGGCGCAAUCAGCACCUUCGACCAAAGCAAGGUCAUGACAACAUCCAAUUCAUCACUUACGUGGAUUUCAAUGGAGACACCAUUGGCUUGGCUCAAGUGGCAGCCAUGUGUACAGGGGGCUCUGGAGCGGUUAAUCAGGAUCAUACGUCCAAUGUUCAUGGAGUUGCCUCGACCAUGGCUCAUGAGAUGGGACACAACUUGGGCAUGAAUCACGACAAUAGUGCUUGCUUGUGCAAAUCCGCAUCAUGCAUCAUGUCUCCGGUCUUAAGCGCUUCCUUGCCGACAGAGUUCAGUUCGUGCAGUCACCAGAACUUCCAGAGCUUCACCUUGUCGCACACGGCGUCGUGCAUGCGUGACGUUCCCAGCCUGGAAGAGAUUGUGGCGGCACCCAUCUGCGGGAACCACUUUGUAGAGAAGGGGGAAGACUGUGACUGUGGAACUGCCAAGGAAUGUCAGAAUCCUUGUUGUGAGCCUCGGACAUGCAAACUGAAAGAGGAAGCCCAGUGUGCAGAUGGAGAAUGCUGCCAGGAUUGCAAGAUCAAAGCCGCAGGCGAAAUGUGCCGGAGAGUCAGAGACGAGUGCGACCUUUCGGAAAACUGUGACGGCACGUCCAACAUAUGCCCGAAAGAUGCAUUCCGCCUGAACGGGACCCCUUGUAAGAAAGGGGCGGGUUUCUGUUACAAUGGAGGAUGCCCCACUCACCAGGAACAGUGCACAUCACUGUGGGGGCCUGGGGCUCGGACAGCACCUAGACAAUGUUUCCAAACCAACACAGGGGGCUCGCAGUACAGUUACUGUAAGAAGACAACCACGUAUCGACCCUGCAGGGAUAAGGACAUAAUGUGUGGGCAGCUGCACUGUAACGGUGGCAACACAAGGCUGCCAUCUCUCAGCACUGGGACAAUAACCAUUAGAAGUCAAGUGUGCAAAGUUGUUCUGGACCGGGAUGGAGUUAACCCAGGAUUAGUACACAAUGGCGCAAAGUGUGGAGACAACAAGAUGUGCGUGAACGCAGAAUGUGUCGAAGUCCGAUUGAAGAACUGCUCCAGCAAGUGCCCUCAGCAUGCGACCUGUAACCAUCUGGAGGAGUGCCAGUUCAUGGCGGGCUAUAGUAAACACAGCAGCAUUUUCCCUCUUACAGUAAUAGUGAUCAUCAUUGUGGUUGUGAUACUGAUCAUUGCCAUGAUUGGAGUGGGAUGUUUCAUAUACUGGAGGAGGUACAAGGCAAAGAGCCCGUCCCUGCCACGGUUCCAGUCAACAACCUUCGGACUCACAAACCCAACCUUCGCAGGAAGUGCACCAGCCACACCACAGAUGCAAAGAACCCACAACCCUAAGGGUCCAAUGCAAGUGGCUCCACCCCCUCUUCCUUACGCCAGGGCACCUCCUCCUCCUGCACCUGCCAAGGGUCGAAUGACUACCGCCGCUCCCCCCUUUCCUCCAUAUGCCAAGCCACCAUCUGCACCCUUCCCCCCUGCCAGGCCAUUUCCACCUCAAGCUCCAGUGAAGAAGCCGGUUUUGCCUCCACCAUCGGCCAAGGUCUUGAUGCCUCCAACCAAAGCGAGAAACUGAACAUCAGACGGGAACCGACUGCUCCAACCUCCCAGUUACCUGCAGCUUGUAUUAUUUGUUCCGUUUAUUUAUAUGUGGUCGCAGUGAAAUUCGCAAAGCUUUUUUCUUCUCUAUUUAUUCUGUUGAUUUAUAGCCAAAGAUGCAAAGCAACUGGACUCCUAUAUCUCUACCUUGGCCGGGGAAUGGGCUGGAGAGUGCAUGAUGUACCAAUAGUCUCUGCUAAUGAUCAGUCCGAUGUUACAUUGGAGAUUUUUCAUGUGUGCAAAGUGGCGAUGUUUUUAUAAGGGCCAGAGUGAGAGAAUGCAUGUUUCUUGUGGAGUGAAGGGCAAGGCAGGUGGGAAUAAGGAAUCCCUAGAGAAAUCGAGGCUUUGGGCUGGAAAAAUGGAGGAGGCAUGGUGUGUAGGUAGGAACUGCAGAUGCUGGUUUACACUGAAGGCAGACACAAGAUGCUGGGGUAACUCAACGGGUCAGGCAGCAUCUCUCGAUAAAAAGAUUAUGUUUCCGGGAAGUUGGUAACAGAGGAAUGAAAAGGUACAGAUAAGUGGAGGCCAAUUCACUGGAUGUUUUCAAGACUGUGUCUGAUUACUGAUUGUGGAUGAUCAGCCAUAAUCACAUUGAAUGGCGGUGCUGGCUCAAAGGGCCGAAUGGCCUGCUCCUGCACCUAUUGUCUACUGUCUAUUGUCUAGAACAAAUCGGAGCACCAAGGAAUGAACAAUGGUCCAUUGCUGGCAGUGGAGGAGGUGAUAACGAAGGGAUGCGAACAGUGACACUAGCAGGACAGCUAGAAACAUAGAAAAUAGGUGCAGGAGGAGGCCAUUCGGCCCUUCGAGCCAUUCAUUGUGAUCAUGGCUGAUCGUCCCCAAUCAAUAACCCGUGCCUGCCUUCUCCCCAUA